GUUCCCCCAGAUAAUAUUAAAAUAAUCAAAGAUAUUUUGGAGAGCAACAAUAUCAGUAGAGAAUCACUUUUGAAUUAUGUAAGAGUUUUGACACUGUCACCAACCACAGUGAAAUUGAGAUUUGAAGAAAUUGAAGCAAUCCCAGAGUUGAAAGUUUUGAAAACACAUCCUAGAAUAUUGUGCUUGAUUGGUCAUCAUAACAGAGCCCGUUCCAGGUUGUCAUUCUUGAAAGAUAUGAAGUUAAACUGUGCAAAUUUAGGGAUAUUGGGUGACCACUCAGUUAGUUUUGAUGCUCAUAUCAAGGAAGGAGUUGAUGAGAACUCGAUAAUGGCUUUAAAACGAUUUAUGCAAUCGAUUUUAAAAAGAGAUUACAGAGAAUUUGAAAAAGACCUGAAAAGGCAUCCAUUUUACUUAAAAGUACCUUUUCUACAAAUACAAGAAACGUUACAGUAUUUGGAAGAAAGAAACUAUGAAAUCCCUACAAUAUUAAAAGCCAUUCAAAUAUUACUUUAUCCCAAAGAAACGAUUAUAAAAACUUUUAAAAAUAUGGACAGUAAUUUAGAAAUAAAAUUAGCACGUCUUACUGACUUACAGAAAUUAAAUUUAGCACUCUAUCUUAUGGAGAAAAGACAUCACUUUACUGGAAAUGGUAUUUGGAAGAACAGUUAAUACAUACUUCGUUUGUAUUUAUAUUUUAUUAUUAAAUCAUGAUGAUGAUAAGCAA
Messenger RNA from Agrilus planipennis (emerald ash borer), 724 nucleotides. RefSeq names its product transcription termination factor 5, mitochondrial-like. Gene Ontology annotation, biological process: termination of mitochondrial transcription; regulation of DNA-templated transcription. Gene Ontology annotation, cellular component: mitochondrial matrix. Gene Ontology annotation, molecular function: double-stranded DNA binding. The annotation marks the transcript as partial. The record is from RefSeq and is a predicted model, not a curated record. The transcript has 4 exons. Lineage: Eukaryota; Metazoa; Arthropoda; Insecta; Coleoptera; Buprestidae.